AUGGCAAAACCUUUAGAUCACAUCAAGAGACCUAUGAACGCCUUCAUGGUUUGGUCCAGAGGUCAGAGGAGGAAGAUGGCCCGGGAAAACCCGAAGAUGCACAACUCUGAAAUCAGCAAGAGACUCGGAGCGGAGUGGAAAAUGCUCUCCGACUCUGAGAAGCGUCCCUACAUCGACGAGGCCAAGAGACUGCGGGCUCAGCACAUGAAGGAGCACCCGGAUUACAAGUACAGACCCCGGCGCAAACCUAAGAGUCUCCUGAAGAGGGACCGGUUCGUUUUCCCGCUGCCGUCUUUACUCGGGGACGCAGCGGAACACUUGAAAGGAUUUUCCAUUGACUCUUUUCUCGUCCCCGGGGAUAAAACCAGAGCUCUCCUGGCUCCCGCCUCCUCCGCUUCCUCAUUCUCUCUCCUGGAGCCGGUGGCACAUUUCAGCACCGGAGCUGUCCAGCGGAUGGCGGAGAUACCGCACGCUCUGACCGCAGGCGCCGUGCCCUACAGCGCGCACACCUUUGGAUACCAGACUGGAGGGUUUGGGGGUCUGCCCUGCCCCGCACAGCACACCCACACUCACCCAUCGCCUUCCGGCCCGGGAUACGUGAUGCCGUGUAACUGUGGCGCCUGGUCUGCAGCUAGUUUACAGCCCCAGGUGGCAUAUAUCCUCUUUCCUGGAGGGAUGACAAAGAGCGGCAUGGACUCGUACGCUUCACCCAGGUCCAGUGUGUGA
Messenger RNA from Oreochromis aureus, 726 nucleotides. Its product is annotated as transcription factor Sox-14. The record is from RefSeq and is a predicted model, not a curated record. Gene Ontology annotation, biological process: negative regulation of transcription by RNA polymerase II; cell differentiation; positive regulation of transcription by RNA polymerase II. The coding region runs from base 1 to 726 and encodes 241 amino acids. The transcript has a single exon. Lineage: Eukaryota; Metazoa; Chordata; Actinopteri; Cichliformes; Cichlidae. Gene Ontology annotation, molecular function: RNA polymerase II cis-regulatory region sequence-specific DNA binding; DNA-binding transcription factor activity, RNA polymerase II-specific.